Messenger RNA from Raphanus sativus (radish), 8662 nucleotides. RefSeq names its product protein NETWORKED 1D. Lineage: Eukaryota; Viridiplantae; Streptophyta; Magnoliopsida; Brassicales; Brassicaceae. The record is from RefSeq and is a predicted model, not a curated record. Gene Ontology annotation, cellular component: plasma membrane. The transcript is spliced from 8 exons. Bases 717 to 8558 code for a protein of 2613 amino acids. Gene Ontology annotation, molecular function: actin filament binding.
GGUAACAAGAAUAAUUUAUUUUAAAAAGUGGCUUUCGAAGAUACGUGUAAUAAUCCAAAGAAGCUGGUUGAGUUCGCUGAGCCACGGAGAUGGUUGCUAGAAUCUUCUCUUACUUAACAUACGCUGGUCUCGCUGCAAGCUGGGACAUAACAUUCACUGAACAACAGGUUAAGUGCUACAUGAAGCACAUACUCUCGGGGGCUCGAGCACUGCCAUUGACUUGUGGAGCGCCGGUUGAAUUGCGUUAAGAAGAGAAGGUGAUCCCGAAGAUGCAAAGUCACAACUUCAAAUAAAUAAACCUUGAAUUUAGUAAAAAAACAUUUUUUGGAAACAGUGGAGGAAGAGGGGUGAUAUAGUCAUUUCGUAGCUUCUCCAUGAGUCCACCACGGAGCCACCACCGUACCCAAACAAUUCUUCUCAACGUAAAAAAAAGUAGGAACACUGAGCUGAAACGCCUGUAGAGAGAGAGAGAGAGAAGGAGACAGAUCUAGAAUGAAGAAGAUGAGUUGAGCUAUGCUAAGAAGAAAAUCAGACGAACUAUUCUUUCAGGUUACUACCGAUUUCUUCGGCUAUGUUUCGUCUCCAUUUUGGCUUUCACUGACUUGAGGAAGUUGGUGUACUCUUAGCACUGAGAGCGCCGCCUUUGAACUUGCAACAUUCUUGUUUCUGAUUAAUUUAAUAUCGUCACAGUUCGGUGUGUAAUCUUGCUUGGAAAAAUGGCUGCUUUUGGGAAUGCCAACACUAAACGCUAUUCUUGGUGGUGGGGUAGUCACAUUAGCCCCAAGAACUCUAAAUGGCUCCAGGAGAAUCUUACAGAUAUGGAUAGUAAAGUCAAGCAAAUGAUCAAAGUUAUCGAAGAAGAUGCAGAUUCCUUUGCUAGGCGAGCAGAAAUGUACUACAAAAAGCGGCCUGAACUUAUGAAACUGGUUGAAGAGUUUUAUAGAGCAUACCGUGCUUUAGCUGAAAGAUAUGACCACGCCACCGGUGUCAUUCGUCAUGCUCAGCAGACUAUGGCAGAAGCAUUCCCGAACCAAGACCCCGUGAUGUUUGGUGAGGAGUCGCUUCUUGGUCCAUCCACCCCCGAUGAGUUUGAUCCGCAAACGCCUGAGAGUUAUCCUCCUAUCCGAGCUCCCGUUUACCCCAGUGACUUGCAGAAAGGUGCGUUGGGGAUCUCUUCCUCUCAUAUGAGCACCGUAAAGCGAAAUAUAGCCUUCAUGGAAGAUCCUCAGUCUAACGGGAAAGGCUUGAAAAUUGGAAAGGCGAGGAGAGGGUUGAACUUCAAUGAUGCUGAUGGAAUUAACGGGAGAAAUGCAAAGGUUCUUUCGGAAUCUGAACGUGCAAGCAAAGCUGAAGCUGAAAUCUUGGCUUUAAAAGAUGCUCUUACGAAAGUGCAGGCUGAAAAGGAAGAUAGCCUAGCUCAGUUUGAUCAGCAUUUGGAGAGGCUGUCUAAUAUGGAGUCUGAGGUAUCUCGUGCGCAAGAAGACUCCAGGUGUUUUAAUGAACGAGCUACAAGAGCCGAAGCUGAGGUCCAAACACUCAGAGAAACGCUCAGCAAACUGGAAAUUGAGAAGGAGUCUAGUCUUCUUCAGUAUCAGCAAUGUAUUGAAAACAUAGCUGGUUUGGAGGAACGCAUCUCUCUAGCUCAGAAGGAGGCUGGGGAAGUAAAUGAGCGAGCGAGCAGAGCCGAAGCUGAAAUUAUAACCUUGAAGCAAAGCCUUGUUGGAUCUGAAACUGACAAGGAAGCUGCUCUUGUUCGGUAUCAACAAUGCUUGGAAACCAUAUCUAACCUGGAAGAGAGGUUGCGCAAGGCUGAGGAAGAUGCGAGGUUAAUGAAUCAGCGGGCAGAAAACGCUGACGGUGAAGUGGAAAGCUUAAAGGCAAAGGUCUCAAGAUUGACUCAAGAAAACGAAGCUUAUGAACUUCAGUACCAACAGUGUCUGGAGACGAUUGCAGACCUAAAACUCAAGCUGUUUCAUGCUCAAGAAGAAACCCAAAGACUUAGUCGUGAGAUAGAGGAUGGGGUUGCUAAGUUAAAAUUUGCAGAGGAGAAAUGUGUAGUGCUCGAGAGAUCAAACCAGAAUCUGCACUCUGAGCUGGAUGGUCUAUUGGAAAAACUUGGGAAUCAAAGUCACGAGCUCACGGAAAAACAGAAAGAGAUGGGAAAGUUGUGGACUACCAUACAAGAAGAACACUUGCGUUUCGUGGAGGCUGAGACGGCCUUUCAGACCCUGCAACAGUUGCAUUCUCAGUCUCAGGAGGAGCUUAACACUUCGGCGCUGGAACUGCAAAAUAGGUCUCAGAUCCUGAAAGAUAUGGAGGCGCGGAACAGUGAUUUAUUGGAGGAAGUCCAAGAAGCAAAAAACGAGAACAAUAUUCUCAAUGAGCUCAAUCUCACUUCGGCUGCAUCCGUUAAAAGUUUGCACGAGGAGGUCUCAAGAUUACAGGAAACGAUACAGAAACUUGAAGCAGAAGUUGAACUGAGAGUGGACCAGAGGAAUGCUCUGCAGCAAGAGAUAUACUGUCUUAAAGAGGAGUUAAGCCAGAUGGGAAAGAAACACCAGUCCAUUCUUGAACAGGUGGAGUUGGUCGGUUUACAUCCAGAAGGCUUUGGAUCUUCUAUCAAGGAGCUGCAGGAGGAGCACUCAAAGCUAAAGGAAAUAAAGGAAAGAGAAAGUAUCGAAAAGACGGCCCUACUUGAGAAGUUAGAAUUGAUGGAAAAGCUUGUUCAGAAAAAUCUUCUCCUGGAGAACUCCAUAUCAGAUUUGAACUCUGAGCUGAAAACAAUCAGAGGGGAGCUAAAGACAUUGGAGGAAGCUUGUGUGUCACUUGCAGAAGAGAAAUCAGGGCUUCACUUUGAGAAGAACAUGUUGGUUUCCCGUUUGCAGAAUGCUACAGAAGACAGCAAGAAACUCUCUGAGGAAAACAGUUUACUGGAGAACUCUCUUUCUGAUGCGAAUGCAGAACUUGAAGCACUCAAGUCAAAAUUGAAAAGCCUAGAAAACUCAUGCCACUUGCUGAAUGAUGACAAGUCCAGUUUAGUUAAUGAAAGAGAAAUCUUACUAUCUUAUAUGGAUAUAAUGAGGAAAAACAUUGAAGAUCUGGAGAAAGAACAGGCAGAGUUGAAUGUGAAAGUGUUGGAGUUAGCGACCGAGAGGGAAUCUUGUCUUCAUAAAAUUAAAGAGCUUGGAGUGUCUCUAGAUUCCAAGGACCGUGACCAUGCUAGUUUUAUGCAACUUUCUGAGAGUCAGAUGAAUGGCAUGAAAUCAAAGAUCUAUCAUCUUCAAGAUGAAAAUCAACGCAAGGAGAGAGAGUAUCAAGAUAGAGCUCAUGACGCUCACGUUGAGAUUAUUGUUCUGCAGAAAUGUUUGCAGGAGUGGCUUAAGAAGAGUUCCUCUCUCGUUGCUGAGAAUCAGAAUCUCAAACAAGCUGGUCAUCUGUUAGAGAAGUUAGUUUCUGAACUGGAACAUGAAAAUAUUGGGAAACAAGUGCAGAUCGAUUCUUCAGUUAAUUGCAUUAAAGUACUGAGAACAGGGAUCUACCAGGUAUUAAUGAAGCUUGAAGUUAUCCCAGGUAUAGAUUCCGGUGAUGAGAACUCACAAGACCAGAAAAAUAUUCAUGAGGUAUUGAGUAGACUUGAUGAGAUGCAAACUAUGCUUUUGAAGAUUCAGAGAGAAAACCAUCAGGGCACUAUUGAGAACCUAGUCCUUGUUGAGUUUCUUCGGCAGCUGAAAUCAGAAGCUGUUGGUAUUGCAACAGGGAAGAAAGUCCUUGAAAAGGAACUUGAAUCUGAGCGUUCUCAGCUCUUGCUUUUGCGGGAUGAGAUCCAGAAACUUAUCAACAUGAAUGGAGAAUUAACCACAGAGGUUAAUCAAGGAGUUGACAGAGAAGAAGUCUUGACGGUGAAAAUUGAGGAUGUGCGUAGGCAGUCAGCCAUUGAGAACCUCGUCCUUGUUGAAUUAAUUAAGCAACUUAAAUCAGAAGCUCUUGGUAUUACAACUGAGAAGAGUGCCCUUGAGGAAGAACUUGAAUCUCACCGUGACCAGCUCUCUUUUUCGCGGAAUGAGAUCAAGAACCUUAGCUACUUGAUUGGAGAAUUGACCACAAAAGUUGAUCAAGGAAUCACCAGAGAAGAAGUCUUGAAGGUGGAAGUUGAUGAUUUGUACAAGCAGUCAGCCAUUGAGAACCUCGUCCUUGUUGAAUUUCUUAAGCAACUUAAGUCAAUAGCUGCUGGUAUUGCAACCGAGAAGAGUGCUCUUGAGGAAGAACUUGAAUCUCACGGUGACCAGCUCUCUUUUUCGCAGAAUGAGGCCAAGAAUCUUAACCACAUGAUUGGAGAACUGACUACAAAAAUUAAUCAAGGAGUGAACAGAGAAAAAGUCUUGAAGGUGGAAGUUGAUCAAGGAGUUGACAGAGAAAAAGUGCUGAAGGUGGAAAUUGAGGAUUUGCACAGGCAGUCAGCUAUUGAGAACUUUGUCCUUGUUGAAUUCCUUCAUCAACUUAAAUCAGAAGCUGUUGAUAUUGCAACUGAGAAGGAAACUCUUGAGGAAGAACUUGAAUCUAAGUGUUGUCAGCUAUCGUUUUCGCGGGAUGAGGCCAAGAACCUUAGCCACAUGAUUGAAGAAUUGACUACAAAAGUUAAUCAAAGAGUAAACAGAGAAGAAGUCUUGAAAGUGGAAGUUGAUGAUUUGCACAUGCAGUCUGCCAUUAAGAACCUCGUCCUUGUUGAAUUUCUUACGAAAUUUAAAUCAGAAGCUGUUUGUAUUGCAACUGAGAAGGAAAGCCUUGAAGAAGAACUUGAAUCUCAGCAUUCCAAGCUCUUGCUUUCUCUGGAUGAGACUCAGAAACUUAUCAACAUGAUUGGAGAAUUAACCACAAAAAUUAAUCAAGGAGUCAACAGAGAAGAAGCCUUGAAGGUUGAAAAUGAGGAUUUGCACAUGCAGUCUGCCAUUGAGAAUCUCGUCCUUGUUGAAUUCCUUCAAGAACUUAAAUCAGAAGCUGUUGGCGUUGCAAGUGAGAAGAAAAACCUUGAGGAAGAACUUGAAUCUAAGCGUUACCAGCUAUUGAUUUUGCGGGAUGAGGCCAAGAACCACAUCUACUUGAUUGGAGAUUUGACCACAAAAGUUAAUGAAGGAGUGAACAGAGAAGAAGUCUUGAAGGUAGAAGCUGAUGAUUUGCACAUGCAGUCUGCCAUUGAAAACCUCGUCCUUGUUGAAUUUUUUCGGUCACAAGCUGUUGGCAUUGCAACUGAGAAGAGAACCCUUGAGGAAGAACUUCAGUCUCAGCUUUGCCUGCUAUCGUUUUCGCAGGAUGAGACCAAAAAACUUAGCCACAUGAUUGAAGAAUUGACUACAAAGGUUAAUCAAGGAGUCAACAGAGAAGAAGUCUUGAAUGUGACAAUUGAGGAUUUGCAAAUGCUGUCUGCCCUUAAGAACCUCGUUCUUGUUGAAUUUCUUCAGCAACUUAAAUCAGAAGCUAUUGGUAUUGCAACUGAGAAGCAAGCCCUUGAAGAAGAACUUGUAUCUCAGCGUUCCAAGCUCUCUUUUUCUCGAGAUGAGGCACAGAAACUUAUCUACAUGAAUGGAGAACUGACCAAAAAAGUGAAUCAAGGAGUCGACAGAGAAGAAGUUUUGAAAGGGAAAAAUGAGGAUUUGCAAAUGCUGUCUGCUAUUAAGAACCUCGUUUUUGUUGAAUUUCUUCAGCAACUUAAAUCAGAAGCUGUUGGUAUUGCAACUGAGAAGGAAAACCUUGAAGAAGAACUUGAGUCUAAGAGUUACCAGCUUUGGAUUUCGCAGGAUGAGACCAAGAACCUUAACUACAUGAUUGGAGAACUGACAACAAAGGUUAAUCAAGGAGUCAACAGAGAAGAAGUCUUGAAGGUUGAAUUUGAGGAUUUGCAGAUGCAGUCUGCCACUGAAAACCUUGUCCUUGCUGAAUUUUUUAAGCAAUUCAAAUCUGAAGCUGCUGGUAUUGCAAAAACUCUUGAGGACGAACUUGAAUCUCUGCAUUCCAAGCUCUCUUUUUCGCGGGAUGAGACCAAGAAACUUAUCUACUUGAAUGGAGAACUGACCACAAAAAUGAAUCAAGGAGUCAGCAGAGAAGAAGUCUUGAAGGUUGAAAAUGAGGAUUUUCAAAUGCUGUCUGCCAUUAAGAACCUCGUCCUUGUUGAAUCUCUUUGUCAACUCAAAUCAGAAGCAGUUUGUAUUGCAACUGAGAAAAAAUUCCUUGAAGAAGAACUUGAAUCUCAGCGUUCCAAGUUCUCGCUUUCUCGGGACGAGACUCAGGAACUUAUCUACAUGAAUGGAGAACUGACCACAAAAAUUAAAGAAGGAGUCAGCAGAGAAGAAGUAUUGAAUGUGGAAAUUGAGGAUUUGCACAUGCAAGUCUUGCAACUUCGAAAUGAGUUCACCAUUUUGCAGCGAGAUAACUACAAAAAUUUGGACAAGAAUAGUUACUUGACUAACUCAACACUGCGGUUAGAGGAGGAGAAACGUAAACUAGAAGAGGACAUCUCUUUGCUUCUUUCCGAGACUGUAUACCAAAGCAGUCUCUUUAUUCUUUUGGAGGAUCUCGUUUUGGAAAAACUUUCGGAAGCGGUGAAACUCAAAGAGGAUCUGGAGAGGCUCAGUUUUGUUAAGUGUAAGCUAGAGGAAGAGGUGAGGGAGGUUGGUGAUAAGUUAAGAUCCACAGAAACUGAGAACUUGCAGCUUGAAGGUUUGCUAGAGAAAACGGACGCAGAACUGCUCUCUGCCAGAUCAGACAAUGAUCAGUUGGAGCAUGAAAUUGCUAACGUGAAGGAUGAGUUGGUUCAGAAGGAGAAAGAACUCUUAGAAGCUAUGCUGAUGAUCUCCGUCUUGCAGAGUGGAAACUCUGAACUAUCCAAGGCUGUGGAGGAUUUAGAAUGUAGAUACAAGGAAACUAAAGCUAUAGAAGAAGAUAAAGAUAAACAUGUUUUAAAACUCCAGGAAGAUUACAGUGAGCAGAUUAAGAAGACUGCUCAUGCAAAUGAAGCUAAUAUGAAACUGGAAGCUGACUUGUUGAACUUACUCAUGAAACUGGAAGGAAUCAAAGCGGAGAAGGAAAAUCUGAACCAAAAGCUUUCCAAAGAGAAGAACAAGGUCGAACUAUGGGAGUCUCAAGCUUCAACGUUGUUUGGAGAUUUGCAGGUUUCAGUUGUUCAUGAAACGUUCCUGAAAGGAUUGACGCAUGAGCUAGCGGAAUCUUACAGUAACCUUGAAAAUAAAAGCACACUAAAAGAUAUAGAGAUUGACCAGCUGAACCAGGAGCUUUCCAAAGAGAAGAAUGAGGUUGAACUAUGGGAGUGUCAAGCGUCAACGUUGUUUGGAGAUUUGCAGAUUUUAGUUGUUCAUAAAACAUUGUUUGAAGGGUUGGUCCAUGAGCUAGCGGAAGCCUGCAAUAACCUUGAGAAUAGAUGCAUAUCAAAAGACGUUGAGAUUGACCAGCUUAGAGGAAGUGUGAACAACUUAGAGGAUGCGAAGAAAGGACAAGACGAUCUUAUGAGCAAAUACGCUCAAGCUAUAAUCUUGUUGAAGGAAAGCAUAGAAUCUCUGGAAAAACAUACUGCCAUGCCACAUGAACUCGAGGAUGAACCAACCAAGGACACUGCUUCUAUGGUGGUGGAUAACAACGAGGGAUUCUUAGAGUUGCAAGAGAUGUGUUUGAGAAUCAGAGCUGUUGAAGAGGCCUUAACCAAGAAGCUUGCAAUGGAAGAACUAAAAACAUCUGACCGAAGAAGCAGAAGGAGAAGUGGAAGUCUCCGGAAACAGAACCAUGAAAUCUAUCCGCAGGAAAGUGAAAUGAUCACGAAAGAUAUCGUACUGGAUCAAGUCUCUGACUGCUCAUCGUAUGGGAUUAGCAAGAGAGACAUUCUGAAGAUAGAAGAAGAUGAUCACGUUUUUGAGGUACAGACAGGUAGAACCUUGUUUGAAGAGUCACUGGUUGUGGACAAACUAGAGAUCUCCGAUAGAUUCACUGAUCCAAACAAAGAAGUAAACAAGAGGAAAGUUCUCGAGAGGCUUCAUUCUGAUCUACAGAAGCUCUCGAAUCUUCACAUAGCCGUGGAAGAUUUGAAAACCAAAGUGGAGAGAGAUGAGAGAAGCGAGAAAGGGAAAGAAGACGAAUACGAAACGGUCAAGGGACAGAUCCACGAAGCAGAGGAAGCGUUAGAGAAGCUUCUAAGCGUCAACAGGAAGCUGGUGACGAAAGUGGUAAGCGGGUUCGAGAUAACAGACGGGAGCAAGUCAUCAGUGGAUCUCGAUGAGGAUGAGAGAAGCAGGAGGAGGCGAAUAUCAGAACAAGCAAGAAGAGGUUCAGAGAAGAUUGGUAGGUUGCAGUUUGAGAUACAGAGGUUACAGCAUUUGUUACUGAAGUUAGAAGGAGAAAGAGAGGAUGGAGCUAAAGCUAAGACGUCGGCGGAUAGCAAAACGAGGACUCUUCUUAAGGAUUAUAUCUAUGGAGGAGUGAGAGGUGAACGAAGGAAGAGGUUGAAGAAGCGGUUUGCGUUUUGUGGGUGUGUGCAACAACCACCUCCAUCUCCUUGAUCGUUUUUGAAACUAGUUCUUGUUGUUGAGAGUAAACGUAAUAAUAAUGGAAGUGAAUUCAAGUUUUAUAUACAUGAAUAAGAAACAAAACACCUUUGGUAACA